UUGGAAAACUUGCAGCCUGAGAUUAAAAAACUCGCCGAGCGCCUUGGCUAUGAAGUUUCUGUUCGUGGAAAGCAACUGGGUUGGUCUGAAAAGGUUGCCAGGUUCCACUUCAAGAAAAACCUGCGGAGGAUUGUUACGGAGCUGUACAUCCGAGACAACUGCCAUCCCUUCAAAGCCACUUUGCUGGUGUGGGUGCAGAUUCCCAUGUGGGUUUGCGUGUCCCUGGCUUUACGCAACUGCAGCGUCGGUGCCACGGGCUCGGAAGUUCAAGAACAGUUUUCAGCAGGCGGAGCGCUGUGGUUUAGAGACCUCACUGCACCAGAUGCCACCUGGAUUUUGCCCGUUUCGCUUGGGCUCGUGAAUUUGCUGAUCGUGGAGAUCUUUGCUUCGCAAAAAACGAAAGUUUCCAGAUUCCAGAAGAUUGCUACGAAUUUCUUCCGAGUGCUGUCAGUAGUGAUGAUCCCCGUCGCUGCAACAGUCCCCUCUUCCAUGGCGUUGUACUGGCUGUCCUCCAGCUGCGUGGGACUUGGGCACAACCUGCUGCUGCGUUCUCCCACCUUCCGGCGGCUGUGUUUCAUCCCGCGGACCAAAUCCGACUCGGAUACUCCCUACAGGGACAUGGUGUCUGCCUUGGUGGCCAAAUACACUUUGAAGAAGUGACGUCGUUGGAACUGUCGGGAGAGC
Molecule: messenger RNA, 684 nt
Organism: Tauraco erythrolophus (red-crested turaco)
Lineage: Eukaryota; Metazoa; Chordata; Aves; Musophagiformes; Musophagidae
Source: RefSeq, a predicted model, not a curated record